Messenger RNA from Elgaria multicarinata webbii, 735 nucleotides. It is a transcript of the gene SOX15, whose product is annotated as SRY-box transcription factor 15. NCBI's taxonomy places the organism in Eukaryota, Metazoa, Chordata, Lepidosauria, Squamata, Anguidae. The record is from RefSeq and is a predicted model, not a curated record. Gene Ontology annotation, molecular function: RNA polymerase II cis-regulatory region sequence-specific DNA binding; DNA-binding transcription factor activity, RNA polymerase II-specific. The transcript has 2 exons. Gene Ontology annotation, biological process: cell differentiation; anatomical structure morphogenesis; positive regulation of transcription by RNA polymerase II. Bases 1 to 735 code for a protein of 244 amino acids.
AUGUUCGGGGGCCUCUUCGCGGCGGAGCCCGGGGCGCCCCCGGCGCCCGCCCCCCCGGCGCCCGCCCCGCCGGCGAAGGUGAAGCGGCCCAUGAACGCCUUCAUGGUGUGGUCGAGCGCGCAGCGGCGGCUGGUGGCGGCCGAGCACCCCAAGAUGCACAACUCGGAGAUCUCGAAGCGGCUGGGCGCCGCCUGGAAGCGGCUGCCCGAGGCCGACAAGCGGCCCUUCGUCGACGAGGCCAAGCGGCUGCGCGCCCGCCACCUCAAGGACCACCCCGACUACAAGUACCGGCCGCGCCGCAAGGGCCCGCCCGCCGCCGCCGCCGCCGCCCGCCCCAGGGCCCACGCCCACGCCGCCGCCGCCGCGCCGCCCCGCUGGACGGGCUACGGGGGCGCCCCGGCCGCGCCCGACGGCGGCGCGCUGCCCGGCAGCAGCGGGGACUACUCGGCGCCGGCGCCGGCGCCGCCAGGGGCCCGCGGCUACGACUACGGCCCCUACAGCAGCCUGGCUUUCAGCCCCCAGCAGUCUGUCCCAAUGGUCACCAUGAUGGGAAAGCAAGAUGGCAUGCCGCCCCCGACGCAGAUGCCCCACCCGCUUGGCGACUUCCACGACAUGAUGGCCGCCUACGGCUUGCAGGGCUGCGAUGUGUCCGAUGGGUUGGCCCAGUACGGCCUCCCUCAGCACUCCUAUCCGCACCUGGGGCUCAACGGCGCCGCCCCGCUGGCCCAUCUCUGA